AAAUGUUAGGCGAUUUGAGUGAUACCGGCUAUAUUAUGGGUUUUUGGUUCGCAAGUCAUUUACUUAUGUCKCAAGUCACGCAUUCGCCCAUUCAGAGACAAACUCGUUGUAGCACGAUACACUGUGCACGCAAUACAAACAAACAAAGUACUUAGCGGACAUUAAAUUAAUACAUUAUGGAAAGAAAAUUGCAUAGUGGAAUUCAUCAUCCAACCCUGCGAAUGCUGCAAGAAUCAGGGUGUGAAAUAACUCCACACAAUUUGAUGUACCCGAUAUUUUUGAUAAGCGAUGACGAUGCAAUCGAACCUAUUAAAAGUAUGCCAGGUCAAUCACGAAUGGGUGUUAAUCAAUUACGGAAGUUCAUAGAACCGCUGAUAUCCAAAGGACUCUCCUCAGUUCUUCUCUUCGGUGUUGUAGAUUCUUCAUUGAAAGAUGAUCGAGCUAGUAAUGCGGAUUCUGAAGUAAAUCCAGUGAUACGAGCAUUGCCUCUGUUGAGAAAGUGGUUUCCAAACCUUUUAAUAGCAUGUGACAUAUGCCUAUGUCCGUACACGAAACACGGACAUUGUGGUAUUCUUGAUGAAAAUGGACUUUUGAACGCACCGAGCAUUGUCCGUUUGGCAGAGGUUGCUGUUUCCUAUGGGCUUGCGGGAGCACACAUUGUAGCUCCUUCAGAUAUGAUGGACAAUCGUAUUCGUGCAAUAAAAGAAGCUUUGAUARCAGCAAACUUGGACAAUAGAGUGUCUUUAUUGUCUUAUUCUGCGAAAUUUGCAUCGAACUUCUAUGGUCCUUUUCGCGAUGCAGCGAAGUCYGCGCCAGCGUUCGGUGAUCGACGUUGCUAUCAACUUCCAAGUGGCUCCAAGGGGUUGGCUAUUAGGGCUGUUCAUAGAGAUGUUAUGGAAGGAGCAGAUAUGUUGAUGGUUAAACCGGGUAUGCCAUAUCUAGAUAUAUUGCGACAGRCAAAAGACACUUAUCCAAGUCAUCCGUUGUAUGUAUAUCAGGUUAGUGGUGAAUAUUCUAUGCUAUAUUUCGCUGCCGAGAAUGGUGCAUUUGAUCUAAAAGAUGCUCUAAUGGAGACUAUGAAAGGAUUUCGUCGAGCAGGAGCUGAUUGCAUUAUAACGUACUUCACUCCAACAUUGUUAGAUAUAUUAUCAGAACUCAAAUAGCAAAGAGUAAAUUUUACACUUAAAUGUCGAUGUAAAUUUAUUGACACCUAACCAUCUAUGUAUAAUUUCAUUAUACUGAUCGCCGAAAAUUAAAAAUAAAAUUUUUUAAUAUUACUAACAAACGAA
Molecule: messenger RNA, 1289 nt
Organism: Bactrocera latifrons
Lineage: Eukaryota; Metazoa; Arthropoda; Insecta; Diptera; Tephritidae
Product: delta-aminolevulinic acid dehydratase
Exons: 2
Coding region: 177-1163 (328 amino acids)
Biological process (GO): heme biosynthetic process
Cellular component (GO): cytosol
Molecular function (GO): porphobilinogen synthase activity; zinc ion binding
Source: RefSeq, a predicted model, not a curated record